Messenger RNA from Fusarium sp. VM40, 825 nucleotides. NCBI's taxonomy places the organism in Eukaryota, Fungi, Ascomycota, Sordariomycetes, Hypocreales, Nectriaceae. The record is from the annotation of a GenBank genome assembly.
AUGGCUGUCCUCAAGCUCAAGGUUCUCGCCAGCAUCCUGGCCAUCUGCGCUCCCCUCGUCGCCGGAACUUCCCCCGAUGGCGAGAGUGUCCCUUGUCCGACUGCUCAGACCACCACCGCUGCUCCCUACACCUACGAGUACGGGGUUGGAACUACUGAUGGUACUGUCAUCCACACCCUGAACAUCUGCACCACCACCCAGGAGGUCCAGUGUAUCACCACUACCUCCUUCGGUGGGCAGUCCCUUACCUUCGCCACUAUCGUUCCCUCCGUCCCCGUCGGAGGAGGCCAGUCUUCUGCUGCCGGCGAACAUACCUCCUACCACGGCCAGGGCAUGUCUUCUCUCACUGAGGUUGUCCCUGCUCCCUCUGGAACCAACGUCGUCCCCAGCGUCGUCCCUGGUGUUCCCAGCGCUCCCAGUGCUCCCGGUGUCCCUGACGUCUCGGGUGGUGCCUCUCAGCCUGGUUACUCUCCCCCUGCUGGUGCCUCUACCGGCGGACAGGUCCCCGUUCCUGUCCCUUCCAACGGCGAGGGUACUGCUCCUCUCCCUCUUCCUUCUGCUGUCAGCAACACCGGCAUGUCUGGCGUCCCUACUGGCCUGACCACCGCUGUCGUCACCGACACUGCUGUUGUCACUGACUCCGAGACCGGCUACGACACUGCCGUCUCUGGCUCUGGCACUGCCACUGACGUCUACCCUUCCUCCGCUGGAGAGACUGGUGAGGACACUCCCACUGGUACCCCUACCGCCAGUGGUGCCUCCAAGAUGCUUGCACCUGGUGCCGCUCUUGGCCUCGCUGUCAUGCUUGUAGCUCUCGUCUUUUAA